Populus nigra (black poplar) is the source of this 3300-nucleotide messenger RNA. RefSeq names its product leucine-rich repeat receptor protein kinase HPCA1-like. NCBI's taxonomy places the organism in Eukaryota, Viridiplantae, Streptophyta, Magnoliopsida, Malpighiales, Salicaceae. Bases 248 to 3124 code for a protein of 958 amino acids. Gene Ontology annotation, biological process: protein phosphorylation. The transcript is spliced from 19 exons. The record is from RefSeq and is a predicted model, not a curated record. Gene Ontology annotation, molecular function: protein binding; ATP binding; protein kinase activity.
GCAACUCAACUUGAAGACAAAUCCUCUUGACUUGGUAUAAUAGCGUGAGGAGAUGAGUCAACUAGACAAUAUUUUUUGUGUGUGAGUUUUGACAUGGUAUAAUUUGGAAAUAAAAGAAGGCCAAGUUUUCAACAGUUUGAAUUGAAGACCUUCAUGUGUGAGAUUUAACUGCUGAUACUAAAUGGGAUUUCAGUUUUUCGACUUCACCAACUGAAAACAAAGAGCUUCCUGUAGGGUUACUUGAGAAAUGGGUUCAAGAAUUCUUGUGUUCUUGGUUGUUGCUCUAAUUCAAGUUUGUACCACACCAGCAGUGACUAACAAUGAUGAUUUUACUGCACUGAAAGCUCUCAAGGAUGUCUGGGAAAACGUACCACCAACAUGGGUGGGGUCUGACCCUUGUGGAAGCAGGUGGGAUGGCAUUUUGUGCACCAAUUCGCGUGUGACUUCCAUAACAUUGGCAAGCAUGAGAUUGAAAGGAACACUGUCUGGAGACAUCUCAAACUUGUCAGAAUUGCAGAUUCUGGAUUUAUCCUACAACACAGAAUUGAGUGGCCCUCUUCCUCAAGCAAUUGGGGAUUUGAAGAAGCUAACAAGCUUAAUACUGGUUGGCUGUCGUUUCUCUGGUCCUAUCCCCGAUACAAUAGGAUCUUUGCCACGGCUCACCUAUCUAUCUCUCAAUUCGAAUGGUUUCACUGGAUCAAUUCCCCCUUCACUUGGCAAUCUAGAUAAACUUUAUUGGCUGGAUCUUGCUGAUAACAGGCUUACUGGGACCAUCCCAGUCUCUACAGAGACUACUCCUGGCCUUGACCUACUAGUUCAUACAAAACACUUUCAUUUUGGAUUUAAUCAGCUCUCAGGCCAAAUCCCGCCUAAACUUUUUAGCUCAGGGAUGGCUCUCAUACAUGUACUUCUUGAGAGCAACAAGCUGACAGGCAGCAUUCCUUCCACCCUUGGCCUUGUGAAGUCUUUGGAGGUUGUGCGUCUUGAUAAUAAUUCGCUCACUGGACCUGUUCCUUCAAACAUCAAUAAUCUUACCAAUGUCAGUGAGAUGUUUUUAUCCAACAAUGGCUUAACUGGGCCACUUCCCAACCUUACUGGCAUGGAUCAUCUCACCUACUUGGACAUGAGCAAUAAUACUUUCGACGCUACAGAUUUUCCUCCAUGGUUUUCAACCUUGCAAUCUUUGACAACAUUGGUGAUGGAGACAACACAACUUCAAGGACAGAUUCCUUCUGACUUCUUUAGCCUUUCCAAUUUGCAGACUGUGGAUGCAAGAAAUAACAAGCUCAAUGGCACAUUGGAUAUUGGAACAAGCUCUAUAAACCAACUGUCAUUGAUUGAUUUGCGACAAAAUCAAAUUUCUGGCUUCACAAACAGACCAGGAGUAGAAAAAGUGGGCGUAAUACUUGUAGGCAAUCCAGUUUGUCAGGAAUCAGGAGUGACAGAAAGAUACUGCAGUGUUCCCCAAACCGAAUCUUCCUAUUCAACGCCUCUAAAUAAUUGUGUAGCUUCUUUGUGCUUUGCUAAUCAGACUUCUAGUCCGAACUGUAAAUGUGCACUUCCAUACACAGGACUUCUAAAGUUCAGAGCUCCUUCAUUCUCGAACCUGGGAAACAACACUUAUUACACUGUUCUUGAAAAGUCUCUGAUGGACUCAUUCAAGUUACAUCAACUUCCUGUGGAUUCAGUUAAUCUAAGUCAUCCAAGAAAAGAUUCAUCUACUUACCUUGUUUUGAAUCUGCAAGUGUUUCCAUUUGGCCAUGAUCGUUUCAAUCGAACAGGAGUUUCAAGUAUUGGUUUUGCACUGAGCAACCAGACUUUCAAGCCUCCACCGCAAUUCGGACCUUUCUUUUUUAUUGGUGAUGCGUAUCUAAAUUUCGCAGACGAAGUUACAGGAUCAAAAAAAUCAUCGCACACUGGUGUUAUCGUUGGAGCUGUGGCGGGUGGCUCUGUCCUCCUGCUGCUAUUGCUGGGCGCUGGGCUCUAUGCUCAUCGCCAAAAGAAGAGAGCAGAAAAGGCAACUGAACAAAACAAUCCUUUUGCACAGUGGGAAUCAAACAAGAGUAUCGGAGGUGUUCCUCAAUUAAAAGGAGCCAGAAACUUCUCUUUUGAAGAGCUCAGGAAAUACAGCAAUAACUUCUCAGAGACCAAUGACAUUGGUUCUGGGGGUUAUGGAAACGUUUAUAGAGGAGUUCUUCCUACUGGAGAACUAAUUGCCAUCAAACGAGCUCAACAAGGAUCGAUGCAGGGUGGGCUAGAAUUCAAGACUGAGAUUGAACUUUUAUCCAGAGUCCACCACAAAAAUGUUGUAAGCCUUAUAGGCUUUUGCUUCGACAGAGGUGAACAAAUGCUCGUAUAUGAGUUUGUUCCAAAUGGCAGUCUCAUGGAAAGCCUAUCAGGGAAGACAGGAAUCAGGCUUGAUUGGGUGAGGAGACUAAAAGUGGCCCUUGGUGCAGCAAGAGGUUUGGCCUAUCUGCAUGAACUUGCCAACCCUCCCAUUAUCCACAGGGACAUAAAGUCAAGCAACAUACUAUUAGAUGAGCGUUUAAAUGCAAAAGUUGCCGAUUUUGGUCUCUCCAAGCCUAUGGGAGACAGCGAAACGGGUCAUCUGACUCAUGUUACAACUCAAGUGAAGGGGACGAUGGGUUAUAUGGAUCCAGAAUAUUACAUGACCCAGCAGCUGACAGAGAAGAGUGAUGUUUACAGCUUUGGAGUUGUCAUGCUGGAACUAUUAACCGGAAAAAGGCCGAUAGAAAAGGGGAAGUACGUGGUGAGAGAGGUAAAGACGGCAUUGGAUAGAGCAAAAUAUUUGUACAACCUCGGCGAACUUCUUGACUCAAGCAUUGGUUUAGACACAACAUUGAAAGGUCUAGAUAAGUUUGUGGACGUUGCAUUGAAAUGUGUAGAAGAGAACGGAAGUGACAGGCCAACAAUGGGUGAAGUGGUGAAAGAGAUUGAGAAUAUCUUGCAUCUUGCUGGUCUGAACCCUAAUGCGGAUUCUGCAUCCACUUCGGCAAGUUACGACGAUGCAAGCAAGGGAAAUGCUAAACAUCCAUACAUUUUUAGCAAGGAUGCCUUUGAUUACAGUGGGGGCUUCCCAGCUUCGAAGGUAGAGCCACUAUGAGUGAGCGUAUGAACUUGGCUUGGAAAAUGUUUCAGUGAUACUUCUUGCUCGAGAGUACGAGUUGCCAUUUUUCUUGUGUUGUUUGCACUUUGUAGCAUAUAAUGCAUCAGAAUUGUAGUUAUUUGCUUUGUGAAUAUUUAAUUUAGCACUUGAAUUCCCAGAACUGCAAUUCUUCA